Prorocentrum cordatum is the source of this 776-nucleotide messenger RNA. The record is from the annotation of a GenBank genome assembly. Lineage: Eukaryota; Dinophyceae; Prorocentrales; Prorocentraceae.
GGCGAUCUGCGAGCUGGCGCUCAACUGCACGGGCGCCCUCCUCUUCUGGGGCCCGGUGUCGCUGCUGUCCGGAAUGAGGACUCUGAGCGAGGGCUUCCUCUGCGGCCUGCUGCUGUGCGGCCUGCUGCAGCAGUGCGGCUCCCAGAUCGUCAGCUGCAGCGCCCUGCUGGCGCCGAACCAGGACCGGCGGCCGCGGCCCACGGUGGCCGCGAACAUCUUCAGCUUCAUCACCUGCGGCUUCCUCGUCAGGACGAGCAACCUCGUGGCCUGCGUCCGGUCCCUGCGGUUCCUGUCGCCGGUGAAGCUGGGCUUCCAGGAAGGGGGGCGCUGGCGCUGAACGAGCUCGCCGAGCGCGAGUUCUCGGCGAGCCUGCAGCUGGAGGACCUGCGGGGGGCGCUGCGGGAGGUCGGGGCUGGGGCCGCUUGGGACGGCGCCGGGAGCCAGCUCGGCGCGGCGCCCUGGUGGUUGCGGCAGCGGAGCUUGCGGGACGCGGCCACGCGCGUGCUGGAGGAGGUGCUGCCCUGCGCGGACCCGUGCGUCACGGGCAUGGUCUCCAGCGGCCGCGAGGCGCUGGAGUGCAUCGGGCUGGACGAGCCCGCGGCGGUGUGGCCCGCGGUGCUGGGGCUCCUGGCGCACAGCGCGGCGCUGCACGCCCUCGCCUGGCUGUGCCUCAGCAAGCUGUCCCGGGAGCGGCGCUGACGCGCCCGCGCCCGCCGCGCCGCGACUGGGCGGCGGCGCCGUGGGGGGGUGGGGCAGGGCUCGUUUCGAUUCCUCCG